Messenger RNA from Leptidea sinapis, 4747 nucleotides. RefSeq names its product retinoblastoma-like protein 2. Bases 118 to 2802 code for a protein of 894 amino acids. Gene Ontology annotation, molecular function: RNA polymerase II transcription regulatory region sequence-specific DNA binding. Gene Ontology annotation, cellular component: nucleus; transcription regulator complex; chromatin. NCBI's taxonomy places the organism in Eukaryota, Metazoa, Arthropoda, Insecta, Lepidoptera, Pieridae. Gene Ontology annotation, biological process: regulation of transcription by RNA polymerase II; negative regulation of G1/S transition of mitotic cell cycle; cell differentiation. The record is from RefSeq and is a predicted model, not a curated record. The transcript has 19 exons.
UCAAAUUCCUACUAAAUCGGGAUAAGUUGUAGGGAAGAGGGAUUCUUUUAUUUGUAUAUUUAAAAUCAAUUUUUAAGAUUUUAUGGUAUUUACUAUUCAUUGAUAAUAAAUAUAAAUAUGUCAAAACCGGAGGAUAAUGAUGAAAACUGGAUUGCUGCAUUGGACAAUUUGUGCUCGCAGUUAAACGUAGACCCAGUUGCAGCGAAAAAAUCAAAGCAAUCCUUUGCCGAAAUUAGGCGAAAUUUUACUCUAGAUGGAGAUGUUUUACACUGGAUGGCAUGUGCCCUAUAUGUCGCAUGUCGUACAGCUAUUACUCCUACGGUUGAAACAGGCAAAGCAGUGGCGGGAAAUUGUGUUAGUCUGACUAGGCUACUGAGAUUAUGCAAUAUAAGUUUAAUUCAGUUUUUUAACAAAAUAAAAAAUUGGAUGGACAUGACAUUGAUGCCAGCUGAUUUCAAGGAUCGAAUUGGUAGAUUGGAGCACAAGUUUGCAGUUUCUACUGUAUUAUUCAGAAAAUUUCAACCAUUGUUUCAAGAAAUUUUUUCUGGGCUCACAACUGAGCCUGUUAAAUCUAAUUCAAAGAGUAAAAAACAGAAGCUCCAGCCGUGCACUACAAAUGCAGUGUUUGAGUUCACAUGGUGUCUCUAUGUCAGCGUGAAGGGAGAGUUUCACAAUUCAGCUGAUGAUUUGGUCGACAUGUAUCACUUGUUGUUAUCAUGUUUGGAUUUUAUGUUUGCUAAUGCAUUCAUGUCAAGACGCAUAGACCUCCUAAAUCCAAGUUUUAAAGGUCUACCUAGUAAGUGGUUAAAUGAUGAUUUUGAGUUGCCAGAAAAUCCACCAUGCAUAGUUUCAGUUCUGUGUGAAAUCAAGGAUGGACUUGCUGUAGAAGCUAAUACAAUGAAAGAGUAUAGUUGGAAGAGAGUUAUGAAAUCAUUCUUUGAUAAAAAGUUGCUGAAAGGAAAUAGUGAAACUCAAUUGGGUAUACUUGACAUAGGAAAUUUUGAUUUAAAUCAGAAAUCAUUGAACAAUCUAUAUGAGACUUAUGUUCUAAGUGUUGGGGAAUUUGACGAGAGAAUAUUUUUAGGUGAACAUGCACAGGAACAGAUAGGAACAAAGAAAGUGUCCGGAGAUGAAAUAUCACAAGUUAUUGCAAACUUUGGUCCUAGUGCAAAAUCAUGUCCUGAUACACCAUUAACUGGUCGUAGUUACUUGGAACGUAGAGCUGAAAAGUUGACUCCAGUGUCCGAGGCCACCAACAGCCUCGGUAGGUUAGCCAAGUUCCUACACCAGUGCAGGCCUCAGCCGUCGUCUGCACUUUUAAGAUUGUUUUCUGAGUAUGGAGUUAGUGAAGAAACAAUUACAAAGAAAGUUAUAGAACCAUGCAACAUGUGGAGUGAACAAUUUGGAAACAGCCUGAAGGAAUGUGACUGCAGUGCGGAGACAAUCAGGUUCAGGUGUAAUAUGGUGACAUGCCUGUAUUACAAAGUGUUUGAACAUAUUAUUAGAGAAGAACACAGGAAAAAGCCCCAGGUUUCCUUACAGAUUUUAUUAUCACAAGAAACAUAUCAGCUUACCGUAUUUGCGUGCUGUACGGAAGUAGUUUUACAUUCAUAUGGCGUCCACUCGCUGAGGUUUCCCAGAGUUUUGCAAAUAUUUGGCCUGAGUGCUUUCCAUUUCUACAAAAUUAUUGAACUGGUUGUUAAGGCGAUUGUGGAUAAACUGAGCAGGGAUGUCAUUAAACAUUUAAAUGCUGUUGAGGAACAGGUGCUGGAAUCACUUGUAUGGAAGUCCGACAGUCCUCUGUGGGAUCAGUUGUUGAGGUCACCUGUACCUCCUUCCUCAAAGGUUUACGUUCAUGAUUCACCAAAUGCAAAGAAUACAGCAAUAGAUCGGUAUAUAACACCGAUGGCUGACCAAGCAAAAAAACAACUCUUCAAAGAUAAUGUUAAACCUGGGCAGUCAUUGUUAGUUAAUACAAAUCCAAAGCAUGAUGCAGUUGAACCAGUGACUCCGAACGGCGAAACCACGCCCAAUACGACGCCUAAAAAGACGAAUAACUCAUUGAUACUGUUCUUUAGAAAGUUCUAUAGUUUGGCAGUAGUUCGAAUGAAUGAUCUUUGUACGCGCCUAAGACUGACCGAUGACGAGCUGAAGAGGAAGAUAUGGACGUGUCUAGAAUACUCCAUAAUGCUUCAAACACAACUCAUGAAGGACAGGCAUCUAGAUCAGAUAUUGAUGUGCUCUGUCUAUGUUAUAUGUAAGGUAUCAAACACUGCUAGCAAUCAGGUAGAGCGCACAUUUGCAGACAUAAUGCGGUGCUACCGGCAGAGGCCUCUAGCGGACAAUCAUGUUUAUAGAUCUGUAUUGAUCAGCCAGAUUGACGAAGGGUCACCAGAGCGAGGAGAUUUAAUAAACUUUUACAAUAGAGUAUAUGUGCAGUGUAUGCAGAAUUUCGCGCUAAGGUUUACUGGAAGACAUAAAGAUGAGUGCAGCCUGUCGCCGCUGCCGGCCGCUCGCGGCUCGUCUCUGUCUCCGGGCGGCCAGCGCGUGUGCAGCGCGCAGCAGCUCUACGUGAAGCCUCUCCCCUCGUCGCCGCCCACGCACCGGCACCACCUCACCUACCGGUUCAGCCGCAGCCCCGCGAAGGACCUGCAAGCUAUCAACACGCUGAUGUCGAGCGAGGUGGGCGGCGUCAAGCGAGGAGUCGUGAGCGACGCCGGCGACCUCGUCAAGAGAGCCAGGUGCGCACCCGGCGUGGCCCGCAAGCUGCAGGGACUGGUCAGCGACCGACAGGCGCUCUGAGAACCAUCAACCAACCAUUCCGUAAUAAUCCAGUAGUCCAGAUUGAAAAGAAAUUAUCAUGCUCUCUAGGACGUCUUUUAUUGCACUUAUUGUAAUUAUUUUGAAAAAAACAUAAUAUCAAUUUUUGUUUUACCCUUUUAUAUUAUAUAGAGAAAAUAAGACAUUACUGUGCUAUUUUGAGCACUGCCACAAAAUAUUUAAGUUUGCUAUUUGUAGUAUGUUGGCUGUGCCUAUAAAAAGAGACAUAAAUGCGAAAAUGUUUUGAAAUCAAAUAAAACUGUUUAUUUUAUAUGACAAAAAUCUAUGUAGCCUAUGUUAAGCAUAAAAUCAAAUCCCAACACGCUAUUUAUGGCAUUUUAGGUAUAAUCGCUUACCUUUGAUAAAUCUUUGUUCUUAUGUUUUAGUUAAAUAAAAUGAGUUUACUACAAAGUUGUAUAUCAUAGAAUCAUAAAUUUAAUUUUAUAUCUAGUUCUCUAACAAAAUAUCAAUUGAUUUUCAACUUUUGGUUUAAUACGUUUAACAGUUUAUCUGUCGAAAAUAUUAAAACCGUAAAUGAUAGUCCACUGAAAUUAGUUUAGUAGCGAAUUAAUUUCGGAUUAUACAGGGAGAGAUAAGGAAAAAAUUAUUGGGGCGGCGCUAGUAGCAAGUGGGUAGAUUUUAAAGAAAGCGCUAAUUUUAUACGUUAUAUGGUAAUUAAUAAAUUAUUUUAAAACUUUUCAUACAUUUUAUGUGAUCUUUGAUAUUUAAUAUUAAAUAAUCAGUUAAAUAUUCUAGUCACUAAAAUCGUAAAUUUUUUUCAACUCAAUCCAUCAACAACGGCAAAAUAUUACAUGCCGUUCUGGGGCAUUUUAUGUGUGCGUGACAAGGUAAGUAUUACACUCGCGAUUUGUAUGUCACUUUGUAUAAGUGUGUGUACAUUGCUCAAAAAAUAGGUUAAACGUCAACCUCAAUUUUUUUUCGACGUUUUCAAGGCUGUCACAGUUCAGAUUCUAGACGUAUAAACGAUUUAAAAUUGUAAGCAAUUAUUAGCUGGACACUUGCUACUGUUCCGUUUUAUGUAUUUUUUCUCCUUACCACUACUCGCCAUAGAGUGCUAAGGAUCAUAGAGCAGGUGGUGGACCAUAGAUAGUGGAUAAGUUGUGGCAGUGUUUGAGACAAGAUCUAUACUGGGCCACAGAUGAAGUAAAUUGAUCUCAUUAUUUAUCGUGUGCGUGUAUCGAGUAUGCCAUAAUAUAUCAACUUGCUCACGUAUAUAGUUAUAGGUGAACAUGUUUCGCGAUGGCUGUGCAGAGGUCGCUUAUGUUUUAAACAUUAUUUCGUAUAACCUCAUUAUUGUAGAUAAUCACAAAUCAUAUUAUUUUACUGUAAGAUGAGACUUCAACAAUUCGUUUAGACGAUUCCGACUUCUUUAUAUAAUUCAAUACAGUCCUUGCGUCAGUAAAUCGGUUUUUAUGUGACGUAAUCAUUUUAAUUUAGAAACACUAUUGAUAUCUUGAUAGAACUUUAAAUGUAUUGAAUUAACCUGAGAAAUAUAUCUCGUUAAGAAUUAUUGAAGUCUCGUUAGCUUUGUAUUGACGACUAUAACCUUUGUUAUUUAAGUAAAGCGGUGGCGGAGUAGAUACAAUUGUCGGUCAAUGACCCGAUACUACUUGUCCUCUGCUGUAUCAAACUCCGUGAGUGUAGCAUAUAGUAUAUCUUAUUUGUUAGGUACACGCUACCUAUUAUGUUCCUUUUAUAACUGAUGAAUCAAUCAGACGAAUGUAUUUUAUUUGCUUCCAUUAAACAAAACACUAUUUUGUUAUUUAGCUAGUUUGUAAGUGACGAACAGAAAAGAAUCAAUUAUUGUUUUACUUUUCAAAUCAAAAUUAAGUAAAUGUGUAUAUUUGGGACAUGAAUGUAUUUAUCAUGUAUUGUAGAUAUUAUUUCGAUUAAAUCUUUUAAUCCC